Molecule: messenger RNA, 2055 nt
Organism: Melospiza melodia melodia
Lineage: Eukaryota; Metazoa; Chordata; Aves; Passeriformes; Passerellidae
Exons: 2
Coding region: 775-1794 (339 amino acids)
Molecular function (GO): nucleic acid binding; zinc ion binding
Source: RefSeq, a predicted model, not a curated record
UGAAGGCAACAGGAACGACCACCUGAAAAUUCCCCAAAAGAGAUGUCUCCACCUGCGCUCCGCCCACGCUCCGCCUACACCACGCCCCAUAUGAAUAUGCAUGAUUAUGUACCUGAUCUGAUGUAAUCCUAUACCCAAAAUUGUAUAUAAGGCUUGCUUUUGCUAUGUGAACUCAGAAAUCCAUUUUGUGAUUUCUCCGACGCGUCGCAAAUAAAAUACCUCCUGCUUAAUUGACUUAAGUUGAGUCUGAUUAGGCAGUCACUCUGCCUGUUUGGGGCAAAAUUCGGCAUCAUUUCUGGCGAGCCAGGCAGGAGGUAUGGCACCAGACAGGAGAUCCAGGACUUGAGGGGUCCUCCCCGAGCCGGGUCCGGGGUCGGGACCCUCGGGCGCCCCUGACUAACGUUUGUCAGAAGAGACUCCCCGCCCCGGACCAGUGCUCUCGGUGGACGAAGAGUACCCUGCAUCUCCUGCUCCAAUUCAGAGAUUGGAAAUGUAUGUGCAUGAACUUGGGAACCCGGUAUUUCACGGUCUAUCGGCGACCUCUUGUGACCAAACCCGGUAAAACAGCCUGUUCUGACAUAAGACCAUAAGGUAGGAACCUCUCACCGUACGGGUGUGUGUGUGGAGUGAGUGAGACGCAGCAUCGCUGCAAAACGAGAAUGGAGUCCCGAUCCACAUUUCCUGGACGAAGCGAAUGGAAAUUGUGUGAAUGAAGUGUUAAGGUAUAUUGGCAUAUGGUACUUGUGGAAAAGAGCACGAAUACAGAGAAUAGCCAUGGGAAGCCAACAGAGUAAAGAUAUAAAUAUGAAAACCCCUUUAGGAUGUAUCCUAAGACACUGGAAGGACCUGGGAGGGAUUCCAGGGGGAAACAUAAGUAAAAAGACACUUUUAAAGUAUUGUACACAAUGGUGGCCCCUGUACCGUCUUGAUGACGGAGAAAAAUGGCCACCAGAGGGAACAACUAAUUAUAACACUAUUUUGCAACUAAUACUCCUCCUCCGCCGGCUCAAUAAAUGGGAUGAAAUAAUGUACGCAGACAUGUUCUUCACCCUAAGGAAUAAACCUGAGUGGCAAAAAGAAUGUGAAAUUAACGUAGCCCCUCAGGAUCCCCUAGUACUAGCCCUGGAAAGGGAUAAGAAGGGUCCAAAGCCCAAGGAACGUUGCUGUGAUGCAUGUAGUGGAAAUGAGAAAAAGAAGGGUGUGGAACCUACCUGCUUUUAUUGUCAUAAAAAGGGGCACCUGCAAAGAAAUUGCAAAAAGAAACAGCAAGAUGAGAAAACUUCUCAGGAGAGUCAGAAAGGGCAAGGGUUUUGUCUAACGAAAAAGAUCGAAUUACACCUAGAAGAGCCCUUGAUAAUAAAGCUAAAAGUAGGUCCUCAGAGUGAAGAAUUUGUAUUUUUAGUAAAUACAGGAGUUUCUCGGUCAACAGUGACAAAAUUACCCCAGGGAUGUGAAGUGAGUUGUGAGCAAGUUUCAGUAGUCGGAAUUACAGGAGAAGCUUUCCCUGUUCCUAUAAUAAAAGGGGUGAAAAUUGAAACAAAUAACAAAUUUGGAGUAAAUGACUUAUUGUUGGUACCAGAAGCCGAGGAGAAUAUGCUAGGCAGAGAUCUAAUAGUAGCCCUAAAUUUACAGAUAAAACCCUGUGAAGGAAAACUUGAAAUCUAUUCUUUACCUAAAGAAGAUGAUCUAGAAAUUGAUGACAUGGGUUGGCUUUCAGGUGAAGUAGAAAAGUUUAGAGUGAAGGAGUCUAAUCCCUUUAGUCCCUCCUGGUCAGCGCAAGCUUGUGGAUUUUAAAAGGGCAAAAAGGGGGACUAUUUAUACAGACUCCAAACAUGCUUUUAGUGUAGUACAUACUUUUAGAGAAAUUUAGAAGGAAAGGAGACUUAUAAACACUCAAAGGAAGGGGUUAAUAUAUGAGGGGAUAGUUCAUAUAAAGGAACACCAGAGGGGGAAGGGAUAUUAAAGUCAGAGAAAUAAUUUGGCUAAUAAAGAAACAAAAAGCAACCUUAAGAAAGAGAGAGAUUGAAAUCAUGACCUCACAAAAAAAAAAAAAAA